Molecule: messenger RNA, 3365 nt
Organism: Equus caballus (horse)
Lineage: Eukaryota; Metazoa; Chordata; Mammalia; Perissodactyla; Equidae
Gene: MPIG6B
Product: megakaryocyte and platelet inhibitory receptor G6b
Biological process (GO): integrin-mediated signaling pathway; platelet formation; blood coagulation
Cellular component (GO): plasma membrane
Source: RefSeq, a predicted model, not a curated record
GAGAGCAGGUGAGUGAUGCAGGAAAAGUAGAAGUGGGUGAGGGCGGAGUCAUUGUUCUAUGAGUGGCCCAUACCCUAAAUAUCUUCCUUCAUUCCAUUUGGGAAUGAGUCAAGAGGGGCAGAACUACCAACAAAAACAUGGGGUGGGGGUAGGUGGAAUGUAAGAAUACUGUGGGGAAAGAAUGGAAGAGGGUGGGGGAGAAGAUGAAGGAAUUCAGAAGAGGUCACAGAUGGAGACUUCAAAUAGGAAGAAAUAUUAAAAAUAAAAAUCAUGGAGGUUACAACACUUGCAGAAAUGGCUUGGCACUUGAGGCUGCCAAGAAAGGCACCUGUGGUCAGCUUUAGCAAUUUACUCUUCACCUCCUGGGGCUGCCGAGAGCAUGGGGAGAGGAGCCAGACCUGUAUGGAAUCCUCUCACCCCAGGAGCUCUCUGACAGAAAGGAAUAACAUCUGGGAGACAGAUCAUCAGAUUCCGUCUGGGCACCUCACCAAAAUGGAGAGGGUGGGUGCAGAAGGUGGCACCCCCCAAAUUCCUGCCUCAAUUCAUUCAAGGUUUGCGCAAGGUUUGGUGAAGGAGGCGUUCAGUCCAAGGGUGGAGGAGUCUGGUAACUGCACUUCAGUGACACCCACUUCACCCUGGGGGUGAGCAGCCCUGGCAUUCCCUCUCUAGAAGCCUGGGAAGUCUCCUCGGUUCCCGGGGAGUCCUUCAGAAAGCUUGUGUCCCUAUCGGUAUGCACCCCAGGGAGGAGGAGGGGGCAACUAGGAAAGGCACUGCUUGAGGGACUGACCACCAAGUCCUUGAUGGAGUAUAUGGGGAGGAUUCGGUGCAAAAGAAGCCCCAGGCUGGAUGCCUAGUCUUCUGGGAGGACACUCUGCUGAGGAGGAGUGAGAAGAGAAAGCAGGCCAAGACACCCCUCCUGGCUCCCAGCUGACAGUCCUGCCUGCCCAGUCCUCUGAAGAAGCAUCACCAAUGGCCCUUGUGAUGUUGCAGUGGCCUUGGUAGUAUCUGCUGCUUCCUGGGAGGUGGACAAUGGGCAAUGGCUCUGGUUUUGCAGCUGUUACCGCUGCUGUUGUCAGGGACCCAGGGGGACCCCGUAGUUUCACUGGACGGCCGCCCUGGGGACCGGGUGAAUCUCUCUUGCGGAAGGGUCUCGCAUCCUGCCCGCUGGGCCUGGGCGCCUAGCUUCCCGGCCUGCAAGGGCCUGUCCAAAGGACGCCGCCCUAUCCUGUGGGCCUCGUUGAGCGGGACCCCCACGGUGUCUCCCGUCCAGCCCUUUGCUGGCCGCCUACGUGUCCUGGACUCUGGUAUCAGGCGGCUGGAGCUGCUCCUGAGCGCGGGGGACUCGGGCAGCUUUUACUGCAAGGGCCGCGAUGGCAACGAGAGCCGUACGGCGCUUCACGUGCUGGGGGACGGGGCCGAUUGCAGGGCUCCGGGGCCUACGGGGACCCAAGCUCCCCCAGGAUCCGUGUAUCCCCAGCUCCUGAUCCCGCUGCUGCCGCUGCUGGGCGCUGGGCUGGUGCUGGGACUCGGAGCGCUGGGCGUGGUCUGGUGGCGGUGCAGGCGCUGCCCCCUCACCCGCUUGGACCACUACCCAGAUUUGUCCUUCAGCUCUGUGCCCCCCUACAUGGCCCCACUGGUGAAAGCUGACCCCCAGAGGCCAGUAAAGGAGGAGGAGCCUAAGACUGCAGGGGACCUGGAUCAGGAGCCGAGCCUGCUCUACGCAGACCUGGAUCCUACGGCCCUCAGGAGGCCCCGCCAGUUCUCCCCAGUGGUCUCCAGUGAUGCCUCCACCAUUUAUGCGGUUGUAGUUUGAAGGGAAGCAGUUACUCCAAACCUCACAAGCUGGGGGCUCCCAGCUCUCCAUAACCCUCCUCUCCUUCUUGGCCCCUCACCUGAAAAAGGCACCAUGGGAUAAAAUGAGCACUAGACUGGGAGUCAGGAGACCUGGGUUCCAGGCUCUCUCUGCCCCUGAUCUUGCUCCUUUCUUACCUCCAUCUCUCCUAUAAGUUCCAUGUCUCCACCACUGAUAUCCUCCCUAAACCUGAUCAAGGCCUGUCUUCCCAUCUUAAGACUCCUAGAUCCUAGACAGUUGCCCAAUCUCUUCCCUUCCCUCCACAAUCAGGCUCCUUGAACCAAGGGCUUACACUUGUCUCUUCCACUUUCCUCUUCACUCCCCUCCCAUUGCUCAUCUCUCCAUGAAGUGGUCAGUGAUGUCCUAAUGGCCACACCCAGUAGACAUUUUUUAGCAUUCAUCUGGCUUGGCCUUUGAUUACACCCUUCUUUAAGCUGUUUUUCUUUAAUGAUGGUGUCUUCCUUGUAGACUUCUCUUCCUUGCUCCCUACCCCCACAGUAUUCCCCACCAUUUUAAGUUUGUCCUUUUCUUUAUCUGCCUUCCCCCUCUUCUGGGAAGCUGUCAGCUACAGCCAGUCCUCAGUCCUCACCUCUGCAAAUGACACGCAGAACUCUCUCCAGCUCAGAUCUCAGUUAAGGGAUUUUCAAACUGUCCCUCGGACAUCCCUGCCUGGCUGGCCCUAGGCAUUUAGCAUGCCACAGCAUGUCCAGAACCCAACUCAUUGUCAUCUUCCAAGCCACUCACUUAGUCAUCCUCUGCAUUGCCUCUUGAUCAACAAAGCUGCCCAAGCCAGAAACUGGGAGUCUGCAGAUCUCCUUCCUCUCACUCCCACACAAGUCCUGUCUUUCCAUUUUAAUGUCAGUGUCAAGUCCACAGCCUUCUUCACACCCAGCACCACCAUCUGAAUGUACUCUCCUCAUUUCCUCUUUGGAUUACCCAUAGCCUCACCUCAUCCUCCUACCCUUGCCCUCCUCCUUGAAGCCAGAGGGGUUCUUCCCAAAUGCUAAUGUGCUCCUGACAGCCUGUAUUUCAGAACUGCAGGAUUUCUUUCCUUAGCCUUCAGCUCUGAGCCCAUGGACCUUGGUUUGGGGUACAAGGUGCUACAGUGCUCUGUCUACUUUCCAGGCUUAUCUCUGUCUCUCCACAUGCACACAACAUUCCAGCCUUGGAGGAAUUCUCCCCAGGCUCCAACUAUCCCUUUGCCCAGUGCAAUUCUUUCUUCCUGGGUUACCCCUUUCCCUCCUCCCCACUACCUUCCUGCCUAAUUUUUAUUUAUCCUCAGGACUCAGUUCAAGCGUAGCCUUCUCUGGGAAGCCACACCCUCUUUGCCCACACUUGCAUACAUUUUGAUGCCCUUCUGUCUCUCAUAGCAACAGUGUCCUAGGAAUUGUUCCAUCACGACCUGUAUUUCAAUUUGUAAGAAAUUUUCAUGUACCAUGAGUUCCCUGAUGUCAGGACACUCACCCUUUUUAUAUCACCACUAAACCUCCGUAAAUGAGUCAAUGAAAAUGAA